Molecule: messenger RNA, 1023 nt
Organism: Capronia epimyces CBS 606.96
Lineage: Eukaryota; Fungi; Ascomycota; Eurotiomycetes; Chaetothyriales; Herpotrichiellaceae
Product: oxidoreductase
Exons: 4
Coding region: 1-1023 (340 amino acids)
Molecular function (GO): oxidoreductase activity
Source: RefSeq, a predicted model, not a curated record
AUGCCCCUCAUUCCCUCCACCACGGCGCUGGCCUCGAAAGAGCGCGUGAUUCUGGGGUUAAUGACCUUCGGCCCUCCAGGCACUGAAUCGAAAGGUGCACGUAUCACCUCGCUGGAUGAGUACAAACAAACUCUGGACUACUUCCAAUCGCAGGGGUACAACGAGGUGGACACGGCACGGGCCUACAUCGACGGUGGCCAGGAAGCCUUCACGCGCGAGGCCCAUUGGAAAGAGCGCGGUCUGAAGCUCGCGACAAAAUGCCACCCCUCGAACCCGGGCGGCCAUAAACCCGAGAGUCUGCGCGCGACCCUGGAGACGAGCCUGAAAGAGCUGGGAACCGACACUGUGGACAUCUUCUACCUGCACGCGCCCGACCGGAGCGUGCCGUUUGAGGAUACGUUGCGGGAAUGCGACGCCUUGUUCAAGGAGGGCAAGUUCGUCCAGCUAGGUCUGAGCAACUAUGCCGCCUGGGAGGUCGCCGAGAUAUGGAACAUCGCCAACGAGCGGCACUGGGUCAAGCCAACCAUCUAUCAGGCCAUGUACAAUGCCAUCACUAGAGACCUUGAAACGGAGUUGCUUCCAGCCUUGAGAAAAUAUGGCCUGGACCUAGUGGUGUACAAUCCCCUCGCCGGUGGUAUCUUCAGCGGUAAAUACAAGUCGAAAUCCGACAUUCCUGCUGAGGGGCGAUUUGCGAACGUCAGCGAGCGUUCGGGCAAGAUGUACAGACAACGCUACUUCCACGACGCGACCUUCUCGGCGUUGCAGCACAUCGAACCCGUUGUGAAACAGCACAACCUAACCCUCGUAGAAACCGCCCUCCGAUGGGUCGUGCAUCACUCGGUGUUGAAACUCCCCAGCAAAGGUGGCAACGACGGUAUCAUCAUCGGCGUGAGCAGUCUGAGCCAGCUGCACCAGAACCUGGCGGAUCUGGAGAAGGGCCCAUUGCCGGACGAGGUGGUCCGGGUCCUGGACGAGGCUUGGGAAUUGUAUCUGAAGGCCAAAGGCCCGACGUACUGGCGGUGA